AUGAAUAUCACUGCUGCUGCUCAAGCUCUCAGGAAAGCUCAAAUCCUAAAAGACAAAGUCCAGCAAUCCAAAGACUUACUAAACGACAAUGAAGCCUGGAUAACCCAGCAAGAGCUCCAAAAAAUUUACCAGCAAGUAUUAAUCUUAGACCUUGAAUACGCUCUGGACAAAAAGGUCGAGCAAGAGCUCUGGAACCUGGGUUUCAAGAACUACAUAGCAAUCCUCCAAGCGCAGGUAAAAGAUCGCAAGAAUGUCCACCGAGCAGAGUCCCAAGCCAUGCUGAGCUGGUGCUUGGAAGCAGCCAGCGGCUUUUACCAAAGUCUUCUCCAGGAAAUAUGCGCGGCGUUCAACCUGGACCUGGCGUUCCGCCGAAAAGGGGACAUUUAUGGACUAUCAAGUCCCUGGGAGGCGGUCCAGCGGGUCCAGAAGAUCAACAAGCAGUCUUCAAGACACCGUUCCUCGUGCUUCUACGUCUGCCAGUACUGUCUAGUCCACCUGGGUGACAUAGCCCGUUAUCGGAACGAGAACAAGCAAGCAGAACUUUUUUACAGACACGCUGUUUCCUUGGCGCCUUGGAGCGGGCAGCCGUACAACCAGCUGGCGCUUCUGGAGGCCUCCAAAGUCGACAAGCUUGCCACGGUUUACUACUACGCUCGCUCGGUUGCUGUUAAGCACCCGUUCCACGUGGCUGCUAGCAACCUGGCCAAGACUCUGGAGACUCUGGACGAGGAUCUACUCUCUCAUCGACACUUUGCUAAAUUAAACGCCACUGAGUACACAGCGUUUUUCCUAAAGUUCCACGGCGCGAUCCACCAGAAUCACCUCAAGGAAGCCGACUCUGGAAAAAGCGCUGCUGAGUACAAAAAGUCACUAACUGACAGCAAUUUUACAGGCUUGAUCGCGACCGAUGGCUUCAACUCCUGGAAGCUGGUUCAAAUGUUGGUGAUAAAUUUGUACGCGCUGCACCACGUGUCCGGAAAUUCAUCCUUCCAAGAGUUACUUAAGCCCGACCAGCUGAGUUCUGAUGAACAAUUAUCGCGUAGUUAUAUUCUUGACAUAAUUGCAGGAAGUCUAUCAGCCUUGUUGCUGCCAGUCUACACCCUCAAGACGAGUGUCACGGACUACUUUGCGCUUCCAACGAUAAAACUGUACCUAGAGUGGCUGAUGAGUCAACCCUCGGCAAAAUCACUUCUAGAAGAACCAGCCUUUUCAUCCCGGCUCCAAAUCUGGCCUAGUUUAUGCGCACUCCUGAAUGGUCUUAGCAAAGAGCUAGGAGACUUUGACGGUGAUAAAUUUAUAAAAAUUCCUCUACCAGAAGACUGGGAGCUCCAGGGUUUUUUGCCACUGGAACAGAGCUUUGAAAAGCUAAAAUUCACCGAUGAGUUUGUGGGCGGAGAUGACCUUAAGAAAUUGCGCGCUGUAAGAAUUAUUGAAUUAGGAAGAUUGCUGACAGAGUACCAGGUGAGUGGAUCCAACUUGAUCACGCUGGACUCCGGAGAGUUUGUUUCCACGACGAACAAUUCGAUAAAUAAUAAGCUACUUAAGGAGCUGAAGGAGUUUACACUGAGGAUAGAGCUUCAGGAGAUUGCAGAUGGCGCUGCUGACAGGAAGAAAGAUAAUGGGAAGCACACUAGGAACCACACGCAGCAAAAUGUUUUUGUUAAGAGGAAUCCAGCACCGCUGGCUAGAAAAAUCAGGCAGAAUAUCGCGAUCCAGGCAAUCAUGAGACGCGCUGAGAUGGACCAGGUGCCUCAGGAGAGUUCUCAGACUUUGGACAAGCCUAUUGAUAAUAUUUCUGAGUCUAAGGCUAGUCUUGAGUCUGCGCCGAAAGUUUCUGGCCCUCUAGCGGAGACCGUUCCAAGUGUUCCAAUAGUUCCAAGCCCGGAACUGAUAAACGUCCCGGUUAAUAUUCCUCCGUACUUUGUACCGAACCCCGUCGUUAUGCCUCAGCUGAAUGGAGGAAUGCACCAGGUCAAUGUUAAUCCAUGCGAGGGCUUGAAAAAUCGGAUGCUCUCCGUGGAAGACGUUGAGAGUAGCGUGCUAGGAAAGAGCAUUCAGUGCAAUAAUUUGGAGCAAGACCAGCUUGGGCUGUUCAUGAACCAACCGACCAAUGUUGACUACAGACUUAUGAAUGAAGAACGGAGCUUUAAUAUGUGGAACCCUCAGAACACUGCGCCUAACUCCUGGUGGUCGAACACCGAGGCUCCUAAAAAUUGUGAUUAUGAUGUAAACUCUUAUGCUAAUUGGUCUUAUCCUCCCGGUGGCUUACCGGCUACGUCUAAUGCGCAACAACGAACGGUUAAUAAUGAAGAAAACGUGUACUCGUUAUUUAGUGAAAAUUCAUGGGAAUCGAGUGGACAUAAUAAUUUUCCUAAUAGCACUUCGGUUGAUAAUAAUCAGCAGCAACAACGUUCUCUCUGGUCUGGCCCCGGACCUUCUCCGCUGGAGCGGUUGCUGGAGCAGCAAAAAUUGUUACGCGGUGAUGCUAAAAAUUUGGAGGAUAAAUAUAUGUAA
Messenger RNA from Cotesia congregata, 2514 nucleotides. NCBI's taxonomy places the organism in Eukaryota, Metazoa, Arthropoda, Insecta, Hymenoptera, Braconidae. The record is from the annotation of a GenBank genome assembly.